Astrephomene gubernaculifera is the source of this 1980-nucleotide messenger RNA. NCBI's taxonomy places the organism in Eukaryota, Viridiplantae, Chlorophyta, Chlorophyceae, Chlamydomonadales, Astrephomenaceae. The record is from the annotation of a GenBank genome assembly.
GUGAAACAUUUCUCCUCAGCGGUGAGGUCUAGUUGCUACGCAUAAUUCGACAGUGGCUUUCUAGGCGCGAACACCUUGGUCACAGCUUUAGGCUUUUGCGGGACCGCAGAUCUGCCCCAUGCGCUGUUCUCAUUCCCACCUUUACUUAGUACCAUAGCGCGCCAGUACAUUUGCCACCUUUCAGGCUCUGCGGGUCUGAGCUACCGCGGGUGAAGCCCAGCGAACGGAAAGCUCGGCAAUGGCCGCCAAACCUUCGCCUGGCAAAGACGACCAAGGCCGCAAAGCCAUGGAAGUAGAUGAACCUCCGGUUCCGGGCAGCGCAUCUGCCGGCUGCUAUAACUAUGUGGUCACGGCACACAAGCCAACCGCGGUGACGCAUGCCGUGGUGGCCAGCUUCACCGGACCCAACGACGUAAACCUAAUCACCGCGUGUUGCACGCGCCUGGAAAUUCGGAGUCUGGGAGCUCAGGGCAUGUCGGCCCCCCUGGACGUACCGCUGUACGGCAACGUCAGUGCGCUACAGGCCUUCAGACCCCGGGACCUACAAACCGACCUGCUCUUCAUCCUCACUGAGAAGCUCAAGUUCUGUGUGCUGCAGUACGAUACGGCAAAAGGCCAGAUCAUCACUCGCGCCAACGGUGACGUGUCGGACCGCAUCGGUCGCCCCGCCGCUAACGGUCAACUGGGGUUCGUUGACCCCGCGUGUCGGGUGGUGGGACUUCACCUGUACGACGGAAUACUCAAGGUGAUCCCCAUGUCCCCCCGCACCGGCUCCCUGUCGGAGGCCUUCAACCUGCGACUGGAGGAGCUGCUGGUGCUGGACAUGGCAUGGAUAACGCCACCUGCAUCAGGGGGGGCGGGGGGGUCGACAGGUGGUGGAGGAAGGGCAGCAGGAGCAGCAGGAGGAGCAGCAGCAGCAGCAGGGGGUGGUGGUGGUACCAGGCCGCUGCUGGCGGUGUUGCAUGAGGACCCCAAGCGGGCCCGGCAUGUGCGCACGUACGAGGUGGACCUGGAGGCGAAGGAGCUGCUGGAGGGUCCUUGGCAGCAGGCGCAUGUGGAUGCAGGGGCGGGGCUGCUCAUACCCGUGCCCGCCCCGCUGGGGGGGGUGCUGGUGGUGGGGGAGAACGUGGUGGCGUACCUUGGGGGAGGGGGGGGAGGGGGGCCGGUGGCGGCGCCGCUGAGGCAGACCAUUGUCACGUCCUGGUGCCCAGUGGACUCCGACGGCUCCCGCUUCCUUCUGGGUGACCGACUGGGCCGGCUGCAGCUGCUGGUGCUCACACAGGAGGGGGGGUCGGCAGCGGGGGGAGCAGCAGGCAGCAGCGGUGCCGGCCCUAGCAGCAGCAGCGGUGUCAGCAGUGGUGGAGGGCGGCGGGUCACGGGUAUUCGAUUGGAGCAGUUGGGGUUCACGUGCUCACCCUCUUGCCUGGCGCAUAUCGACGCGGGGUUGACGUUUGUUGGGUCGCGCGGCGGGGACUCGCAGCUGGUGCGGAUACGUGCUACACCGGUGAACCAGCCGGUCCCCAUGGACGACGACGGGGCGGGUGGCGAGGCCGCUGCUGCUGCUGCUGCUGCUGCUGCUGCUGCUGCCGAGCCGCCCACCUACAUCGAGUUGGUGGACAGCUACCCCAACCUGGGGCCCAUAGUGGACUUUGUGGUGAUGGAUUUGGAGAGGCAGGGGCAGGGGCAGUUGGUCACCUGCAGUGGUAUCGACGGCGAUGGCAGCCUGCGAGUCAUCCGCAACGGGGUCGGCAUCAACCGCCAGGCGACGGUGGAGCUGCCGGGGAUCAAGGGUGUGUGGAGUCUUCGCUCCCGCUUCUCCGCCCGCCACGACACCUUCCUGCUGCUUACCUUUGUGGGGGAGACACGCGUGCUGGCCCUGAACGAGGAGGAGGAGCUGGACGAGGCGGAGCUACCCGGGUUCGACUCCUGCAGUCUCACGCUGUGGUGCGGCAACAUGGCACCCGACCACAUGGCGCAGGU